This is a messenger RNA of Penaeus monodon (black tiger shrimp), 669 nucleotides long. RefSeq lists its product as uncharacterized. Lineage: Eukaryota; Metazoa; Arthropoda; Malacostraca; Decapoda; Penaeidae. The coding region runs from base 1 to 669 and encodes 222 amino acids. The transcript has 4 exons. The record is from RefSeq and is a predicted model, not a curated record.
AUGUUACAAGCAAUAAUUUUUGUGCUGGCGGUCUCUCACUUGACGGACGCGGGGCCAUGUCCAACACAGCGCCCGUGUGAGCUGGCUGUGAAUUUCGAGUCUGACGUUGGACCUGGCACGAUGGACGUAUCCGUGAACUACAAGGCAGGCACUAUCCAGUACUCUUUGCGAAACGGAACUGCGCAUUUCGGAGGCACUCGGGCACUGGAGGACUAUGCGGUGGGCCUCGCCAUCUCCAUAGUGGAGAACGACAACGCAUGUUACUGGAGGAAACUGAGAGAAUCCUUCCAGAGAUCUCUCGGGCGUCUCCUCUCCCCCGGCGGUCGAGUCCUACGCAUAGCUGACCCAACAGACGCCCGGAUAGAACCAACGAAGGCACAGGGAGAUGAAGUAGGAAGGAAACUCGCCUCUUUUUGCGGAAAUAGGGCGAUCUACAGGCUGCUGGAUGGAGGAUCCUCUGCCCUUGACGACGCAGCCACUUCCUCACCGAACGCCUUGAGGAACGGCCUGAAGAGGGACGUCGCCAGCACAACCCUUUUCUCACUGCUUUCCCCUUUUAUUUUAUCCCCGUCUGCCCUCCCCCCGCGUUCCCUCGACACGAGGCCUCCACCCGUCUUUCCCCGACUUCUUUUGGGGGGCGAUGACGAGGGGAGCGUGGGCGUCGGGUAA